AUGAAUAAAUCAUUGCUUCAGUCACCAAUCAAACAAUAACAUCGAAAGAUUGUUUCUUAACAGUAAAGUAGCAGACCAUUAAGAUUCUUUGAUAAAUUUUCAUUGUUCACCAAACAUAGAAUACCAUUGAUUGAGGAGACUCCAUAAAGAAGUGAACGAUAAUCAAGAAGAUUGAAUAAGUACUUUUCAGCAACGAUGAGAAAUUCUAGCUGCAAUUGUAUCAAUUGUGGUAAGAACAAUUCAUUUAUACAAAAGACUUUUCAAUUAUUUACCUUUGAAAGCAAGUAAAUUGAAUUAAUUUUAUAUACAACUUAGCUUUAAUAGAAGAAAGAGACUAUACAAAAAGUUCAGAAAGUAUGUUCAUUGUGUUCAAUUCAUUAUUAGAUAUAAGAUUGUCUAAAAAAUAAGAGAUAGAUAAAGAAAUAAAAUGAAGAAAGCAAUCAAUUAGAAUGUUCAUAUACAUAAACCUUCUGCUGUUGCCAAUUUACUUGCUGAAGGAAUUAAGUAAUUGUUUUUAGUUGGAGUAAAGGUAAUUGAAACAAUAACACCAUGUUGAAGUUUUGAAUGAACAUGAUUCAGAUGAAGAGUUUUAUCAUUUUAAACCCAAGAUACUUUUGAAUCGUAAGUCCUUAGCACAUUUCUUAUCUUCUCCAAAGGGAUAAAAAAAAUUGGAAAGAGUCUACUAUGUGAAAUAAGCUAAUAGACCUAUUAGUUAAUAUAUUGCAAAUCGUUCAAAACCAUCUACUACCCAAUGUUCUCCAAAAUCUAUCUUGCCUUAAUUGAGUUCAUUGUAUGAUUUCAAAAACUCAAUCUCGGUCAGACAUAUGAAAAAAUUCUGA
Messenger RNA from Paramecium pentaurelia, 839 nucleotides. The record is from the annotation of a GenBank genome assembly. Lineage: Eukaryota; Ciliophora; Oligohymenophorea; Peniculida; Parameciidae.